AUGAAGAAUGCUCAAAUGCUGCAAGAGCCCCUGGACAUAGCUCGUCUGUCUGUGGAGGAAAAAGUGUUUGUGAAAUGCAGAGGCGAGCGGCAACUCAAGGGCACUCUCCACUCAUAUGAUGUCCACCUAAAUCUGGUCCUCGCAGACGCAGAAGAAACCCUCACUGUCGUUGACGACGCCACCAACAAGCUCUCCAAAACAGUGCGUAAAUUGCCUCUCAUAUUUGUGAGGGGAGACGCAGUAGUUCUUCUUUCCCCCCUCAGCACUUGA
Eimeria necatrix is the source of this 270-nucleotide messenger RNA. Its product is annotated as LSM domain-containing protein, putative. Gene Ontology annotation, cellular component: U4/U6 x U5 tri-snRNP complex; catalytic step 2 spliceosome; P-body. The record is from RefSeq and is a predicted model, not a curated record. NCBI's taxonomy places the organism in Eukaryota, Apicomplexa, Conoidasida, Eucoccidiorida, Eimeriidae. Gene Ontology annotation, biological process: P-body assembly; mRNA splicing, via spliceosome. The transcript is spliced from 4 exons. Gene Ontology annotation, molecular function: RNA binding. Bases 1 to 270 code for a protein of 89 amino acids.